UGUAAAAGAUCUUGAAAGUUUUCUGAUCCUUAGUUAAUUUGUGGCAACGUGCAAGUGGUUUUCUGAUCACAUUGUACAACCAUGGAGAUUUUAAUUACAAUGUUGUUUCUUCUGCAUAUCUAUAUUCCCUUACGAAAUUAUAUAUAUUUCUUGGCUUUCAUGAUCUCCAGUUACCUCCUUUCUUUCUUUUUCUUUUGUGGUUAUCUUCUCUUGUUUGCUCAAUGCUUAUAAUCGUAUAUGAGACUUUCACUUUAGGAUCUGGGUGAAUUUUGGCCAGCUAGUUAAUUAAGAAGUAACCCUUUUUUAGAAUUUAUUGAAAAACAAUAGUGAGAAAAAUAACGUUGUGCCUUUGAUAGGGAUCUUAAAUUGGAAAGUUGGGACUACAUAGUUAAAACCACUUGAUUUUUUUUCUUCUGUUCCGUAACGACCAACCACUUGAACUAAAUAGUGUGAUGUUAUUUUCAAAAUUAAUCACUUGGUUCGUGUUUAUAGUCUUCAUGUGGUAUCCAAAAGUAUAUCUCAACUCAAUCGUUUUGAAUUUCGGAUUAAAAGAACGAUGCAUUAGUUUGGAAAUAUAUGCUUUUAGGCUCAUGGAGUGUUAGCAGCAAGGAAUAGGAGUUUGUGGGGGUGGUUUAUAUCUAUGUUAAUUUUAUGUCAAUAAACUUUACUGUGCAGGAUUUUGAGCAAGACAAUUGCAAGUGCUAAUAUUUUGGAAGAUGUCUUCGUUUCCGAUAGAUAGAUCCCAUAAUGGGAGUCUUAAGUGUCUAGAGGCACUAAGUAGUGUAUCAGAAAAGGAGGAAUUUGAUUUCUCAAAAGCAUUAGAUAGGCCUAGGGCUCUGAAUAUAGAGAGACAGAGAUCAUUUGAUGAAAGAUCAAUGAAUGAACUAUCCUUAGGCUUUUCUCCACGUCAAUUGGCCACAAAAGUUGAUAGUUCAUCUCGCCUGGGAGAUCUUCUUGAUCAUGUACAUUCUCCUAGGCCAAAGUCAGAUAUUAAUACUCCGGGAUCAGUGACAUUGGAUCCACAUCCAUUAACAUCAGAAGCUUGGGAAGAGCUGAGGCGUUCCUUGGUAUAUUUCCGUGGUCAGCCAGUUGGUACAAUUGCUGCUUUGGAUAAUUCUGAUGAGAAACUUAAUUAUGAUCAGGUGUUUAUAAGAGACUUUGUCCCAAGUGCUUUGGCUUUUCUGAUGCAUGGGGAAACGGACAUUGUUAAAAAUUUUCUUUUAAAGACCCUUCGCCUUCAAUCAUGGGAGAAAAAGAUUGACAGGUUCCAACUAGCAGAAGGGGUGAUGCCUGCUAGUUUUAAAGUAUUCCAUGACCCAGUUAGAAAUCAUGAGACCCUGAUAGCAGAUUUUGGUGAAAGUGCAAUAGGCAGGGUUGCUCCUGUUGAUUCUGGAUUUUGGUGGAUUAUACUGCUUCGCGCAUACACAAAGGCUACAGGAGACUCUUCUUUGGCUGAACGGCCUGAAUGUCAAAAGGGUAUGCGCUUGAUCUUGAGUUUAUGCCUGUCAGAGGGGUUUGACACGUUUCCAACUUUACUAUGUGCUGAUGGAUGCUGCAUGAUUGAUCGAAGAAUGGGUGUUUAUGGGUAUCCAAUUGAGAUUCAAGCAUUGUUCUUCAUGGCUUUAAGAUGUGCCUUGCAAUUGCUUAAGCAAGACAUGGAAGGGAAAGAGUUUGUGGAGCGAAUUGUGAAACGGUUGCAUGCCUUAAGCUAUCAUAUGAGGAGCUACUUUUGGUUGGAUUUGAAGCAGCUUAAUGAUGUAUACCGCUUCAAAACAGAAGAGUACUCGCAUACUGCAGUGAACAAGUUCAAUGUUAUUCCUGAUUCAUUACCAGAUUGGAUAUUUGAUUUCAUGCCUCAUCAUGGUGGAUACUUUGUUGGGAAUGUGAGCCCGGCUAGGAUGGAUUUCAGGUGGUUUUGCUUGGGCAAUUGCAUUGCAAUUUUGUCGUGCAUGGCAACUCCUGAGCAGUCAAUUGCAAUCAUGGAUCUCAUUGAAUCACGCUGGGAGGAAUUAAUUGGAGAGAUGCCUGUCAAAGUUUGUUAUCCAGCAAUUGAAAACCAUGAAUGGAGGCUCGUAACAGGAUGUGACCCUAAAAAUACUAGAUGGAGUUACCACAACGGGGGAUCCUGGCCAGUUCUUUUAUGGCUUCUGGCUGCGGCAUCGAUCAAGACUGGGAGGCCCCAAAUUGCAAGGCGUGCCCUUAACAUUGCUGAGAGCAAAUUGCUGAAGGACAACUGGCCCGAAUACUAUGAUGGAACGACGGGCCGAUAUGUUGGGAAGCAGGCCCGUAAGUUCCAGACCUGGUCCAUUGCUGGUUACUUGUCCGCUAGGAUGAUGCUCGAUGAUCCAUCCCAUUUAGGUCUUGUUGCUCUCGAAGAAGACAAACACCUCAAGCCUUUGCUCAAGAGAUCAAUUUCGUGGACUUUAUGAGUCACUUUAUUCUUUCAUUCAUCCAUUUUGAACUUGUGGCAAUGAUAGAAAAGAGUUUUCUCA
Messenger RNA from Glycine soja, 2492 nucleotides. RefSeq names its product probable alkaline/neutral invertase B. Lineage: Eukaryota; Viridiplantae; Streptophyta; Magnoliopsida; Fabales; Fabaceae. The record is from RefSeq and is a predicted model, not a curated record. The transcript is spliced from 4 exons. Gene Ontology annotation, biological process: sucrose catabolic process. Gene Ontology annotation, molecular function: sucrose alpha-glucosidase activity; endo-alpha-N-acetylgalactosaminidase activity. The coding region runs from base 717 to 2429 and encodes 570 amino acids.